AUGAACCGCCUUUUGAACCUUUUGGCCUUGGUUGCCCUGAUUGGAAGCAAUGCAGCUGGAGAGGUUAAUAUCUGCUCCAAUGUGGCCAGCAAUCUGUUUCUUCCCCACGUGAGCAACUGCAGCAAGUACUACCUGUGCAUGAGUGAAGUGGCUGUGCCCCGUGAAUGUCCCGCGCACUAUUUCUUCGAUUCUCUCGAUCAGCAAUGUGUUCCCGUGAUGGAGGCCAGGUGUAUACCAUCCUGCAAGACCAGGGGUCUGGAAUCCUUUGGCUACGAUCGCACCUGCACCAAGUACGUCCUCUGCUUCGACGGAACUCCUGUGAUCCGCGAGUGCGCCGAUGGACUGCAGUACAAUUCGCAGACCGAUCGAUGUGACUAUCCCCAGUAUGUGGACUGUGUGGACAACAUGUGCAUCCGGCCGAACAAUGCCGAUGAUAUCGUUUUCAUAGCCAGCAAGUCGCGCUGCGAUAAGUACUUCAUCUGCAACGAUGGUCUUCCGUGGAAUAAGAGUUGCUCUUCUGGUCUGCAGUACAACCCAAGCACCCAGAAUUGCGACUUCCCCUCCAAAGUUAAUUGCACGGUCGAGAACCUUCAGCGGAAUAUUCUGCCCUUUGCCCGAGCUCCACCACGUAGCGCUGACAUUAGGUGUCCCUCGGAGGGCAGCCACUUCAUUGCCCACCAGAAGCGCCGGGAUGCCUACUACUACUGCCUGAAUGGCCAGGGAGUCACCUUGGACUGCACACCUGGUCUGGUGUUCGAUGCUAAGCUUGGCGAGUGCCGGGAACCUCAGUUCGUAGGUGCUUAG
Molecule: messenger RNA, 804 nt
Organism: Drosophila takahashii
Lineage: Eukaryota; Metazoa; Arthropoda; Insecta; Diptera; Drosophilidae
Product: protein obstructor-E
Cellular component (GO): extracellular region
Molecular function (GO): chitin binding
Source: RefSeq, a predicted model, not a curated record